Molecule: messenger RNA, 3219 nt
Organism: Microthlaspi erraticum
Lineage: Eukaryota; Viridiplantae; Streptophyta; Magnoliopsida; Brassicales; Brassicaceae
Source: the annotation of a GenBank genome assembly
AUGAGGCCGUGGAGGCCGGGGCCGAGAUUGUGGACUUCGGCGGAUUCGGGAGAGAGUGUGGCGCCUAGUGUGGCGACUGCGUCGGUGACCCAGUCGGUAUCCGUGGCGAGUGAGGCCAGUGUGGAUGCGAGUGUUGGUUUGGGAGCGGGGGCUGCUCCGGGUUGGGGUGGUGCUCCGGCUCAGGGUCUUGAUGACUUAGUGGUGGGUUUGCUGACGCAGUUAUUGGCUCGUUUUCCGCCAGUGGUUCCACAGGGGCUCCGGGAGUACCUCCAGUGGCAGAGGUGCAGCAGAGGGCUGCGGGAUUUGUUCAGCCGCAGGCUAAUUGUGAGGUUCUCAACGCAUGUGUUCGUAAUGACCUUGUUAGUGGGCGGUUUUGAGUCCCACGUUUUAUUCGACUCUGGAGCAUCGAAUUGCUUCAUUACACCGGAGCGUGCCGAGAAGAGUGGCAUCCGGAGUAGCGCGGGCGAGAGCGCGGGCAUGGUCAAGGUGGCGGGAGGUGGAUUCUUGUCUACUUUGGGCCGUGCUAGAGGAGUCGAGAUCGAGAUUGCGGGGCAGUCAAUGCCAGCAGACUUAGUCAUCAGUCCGGUGGAGCUGUAUGACGUUAUUCUCGGGAUGGACUGGUUGUCACACUACAGAGUUCAUCUGGAUUGCUACAGAGGUAGAGUGGUCUUCGAGCGAGAUGCAGGGAGGUUGGUUUAUCAGGGAGUGAGACCGACUUCCGGGAGUAUUGUGAUAUCUGCUAUUCAGGCCGAGCAGUUGUUAGAGCGGGGCUGUGAGGCGUAUCUGGCGACGAUUUCUAUGUCUGAGUCAGGAGCUGGAGUUGUUAUGGGAGAUAUUGAGGUUGUCCAGGAUUUUGAGGAUGUCUUUCAGUCACUGAAGGGAUUACCACCAUCUCGGUCUGAUCCUUUCACGAUUGAGUUAGAGCCGGGGACAGCACCGAUAUCGAAGACGCCUUACAGGAUGGCGCCAGCUGAGUUGGCAGAGCUGAAGAAGCAGAUAGAGGACCUUUUGUCUAAGGGGUUCAUUCGACCGAGUGUUUCACCGUGGGGAGCACCGGUGUUGUUUGUGAAGAAGAAGGAUGGCAGUUUCAGACUUUGUAUCGAUUACAGAGGUCUUAACCGAGUCACUGUGAAGAACAGGUACCCACUCCCGAGGAUUGAUGAGUUGUUGGAUCAGUUGAGGGGUGCUACUUGGUUCUCCAAGAUUGACUUGGCAUCGGGGUAUCAUCAGAUCCCGAUAGAUGAGGCAGAUGUCAGGAAGACUGCUUUCAGGACGCGUUAUGGGCAUUUUGAGUUUGUGGUUAUGCCUUUCGGUUUGACUAACGCGCCGGCAGCCUUCAUGAGAUUGAUGAACGACGUGUUCAGGGAGUAUUUGGACGUGUUUGUCAUCAUUUUCAUUGACGAUAUUCUGGUAUACUCGAGGAGUCAGGAGGAGCAUGCGACUCACUUGAGGUUGGUUCUGGAGAAGCUUCGGGAGCAGAAGCUUUUUGCUAAGUUGAGCAAGUGCAGUUUCUGGCAGCGAGAGAUGGGAUUUCUUGGCCACAUUGUUUCUGCAGAGGGAGUUUCUGUGGAUCCGGCUAAGAUUGAGGCUAUCAGAGAUUGGCCUAGACCUAGUAGUGCCACCGAGAUCAGGAGUUUUCUGGCUGAGUGUGAGGAGAGCUUUAGUCAGCUCAAGGAGAUGUUGACUACUACACCAGUGUUGGCGUUACCCGAGCCAGGGAAGCCUUACAUGGUGUAUACAGAUGCUUCAGGCAUUGGUCUUGGUUGUGUGCUGAUGCAGGAGGGCAGAGUGAUAGCAUAUGCUUCGAGACAGUGGCAGGGCAGUGAGCGUAACCGUCCUACACAUGACUUAGAGUUGGGAGCAGUGAUCUUCGCGUUGAAGAUUUGGAGGUCUUACUUGCUAGGUGAGACAGUACAGGUCUUCACGGAUCACAAGAGUUUGCAGCAUAUCUUCACUCAGCCGAUGAUGAACGCGAGACAGACGCGCUGGGUUGAGUUCUUGGCGGAUUAUCAGGUGAGCAUUAACUACCAUCCGGGCAAGGCUAACCUAGUGGCGGACGCGUUGAGUAGACGGAGGUAUGAUUCCGCAGUUGAGCGAGAUGUGGAGUCUCUAGUUGGCGAGAUCAGUACCUUGCGUUUGUGUGCCAUUUCGCAGGAGCCUUUGGGUUUAGAGGCAGUGGAUCAGGCGGAUCUACUUAGCAGGAUCAGAGUUGCUCAGCAGAGUGAUCAGAGUUUGCUAGAUGCGACGAGAGUGACUGGUUCUGAGUAUGAGGUCUCUGCGAAUGGGACUAUCUUGGUUCGUGGGCGAGUUUGUGUGCCUAAGGAUGUGGAGUUGAGACAUCAGAUUUUGGGAGAGGCUCACGCGAGCAAGUUUUCCAUUCAUCCGGGAGCGACCAAGAUGUACCAUGACCUCAAGAGGUACUAUCAUUGGGUCGGGAUGAAGAGGGAUGUAGCAGACUGGGUUGCGAAGUGCAACACUUGUGCCUUGGUGAAGGCAGAGCAUCAGGUUCCGGGUGGUCUUUUGCAGAGUUUACCCAUUCCAGAGUGGAAGUGGGACAGGAUUACGAUGGAUUUCGUGGUUGGACUACCUGUUUCGAGGACUUUCGAUGCUAUCUGGGUGAUUGUGGAUCGGUUGACUAAGUCCGCACAUUUCUUGGCCAUCAAGAAGACAGAUGGAGCUGCUGUCUUGGCUAGGAAGUUUGUGCGAGAGAUUGUGAGGCUGCAUGGAGUGCCAGCUAGUAUUGUGUCAGACCGUGAUCCCAGAUUCACUUCAGAGUUUUGGAGGGCGUUUCAGGCAGAGAUGGGCACUAAGGUGCAUCUGAGUACAGCUUAUCAUCCGCAGACAGAUGGUCAGUCAGAGAGGACUAUUCAGACUUUGGAGGAUUUGCUGAGGAUGUGUGUGUUGGAUUGGGGUGGCCAUUGGGCAGAUCACCUGAGCUUAGUUGAGUUUGCAUACAACAACAGCUUUCAGGCGAGUAUUGGCAUGGCUCCAUUUGAGGCUUUGUAUGGGAGGCCAUGUAGGACACCCCUAUGCUGGACCCAAGUGGGGGAGCGCAGCAUGUAUGGAGCUACUUAUGUUCAGGAGACGACAGAGAAGGUUCGUGUUGUGAGGCUGAACAUGAAGGAGGCUCAGGAUAGGCAGAAGAGUUAUGCAGAUAGACGCAGACGAGAGCUUGAGUUUCAGGUGGAGAUAGAGUUUAUCUCAAGAUGGCUAUGUUGA